Molecule: messenger RNA, 738 nt
Organism: Triticum turgidum subsp. durum (durum wheat)
Lineage: Eukaryota; Viridiplantae; Streptophyta; Magnoliopsida; Poales; Poaceae
Source: the annotation of a GenBank genome assembly
AUGAGGCGCUCCUCCAAGAAGUCGUCGUCAUCGUCCGCCGCGGCCGGUGAGGAACAAGUAAAUGAAAAACAAAACAGAAAAAGAAAAGGAGUCAGUACAAACCUGACCAGCAGGAAAGCACAACGUGUUCCCACUAAAGCGGUUUCAAAGGAAAUAGAGCGGAUUGACCAACUUUUCUAUACAUAUGCUGAUGGCUCAUCCAGCAUGAUUGACCCAGAAGGCAUCGAAACACUCUGCUCUCAUCUUGAAGUUCCACAUACAGAUGUUCGGAUUCUGAUGUUAGCAUGGAAAAUGGGCUGUGAAAAGCAAGGUUAUUUUACUCUGGAUGAAUGGAGAACUGGGAUGAAAGCUCUGCGAGCUGAUAGCAUCAGUAAACUGAAGAAAGCCUUUCCUGAACUGGUCCAAGAAGUUACGAGGUCCUCUAAUUUCCAGGAUUUCUAUCCAUAUGCGUUCCGUUAUUGCCUAACAGAGGACAAGAAGAAGUGUAUAGAAAUACCUGUUGCUUGUGAGUUAUUGAAUCUAGUGUUGAGCUUGCAGUUCCGCCCGCAGGUUGAAAAACUUAUUAAUUACCUUAAGCAUCAAAAUGAGUACAAGGUUAUAAACAUGGAUCAAUGGAUGGGAUUUCUUCGGUUCUGCAAUGAGAUAAACUUCCCAUCACUUGACAAUUAUGAUGCAGACCAAGCUUGGCCUUUAAUUUUAGACAAUUUUGUUGAAUGGUUAAGAGCAAGUGAAAAUUAG